Molecule: messenger RNA, 2160 nt
Organism: Camelina sativa (false flax)
Lineage: Eukaryota; Viridiplantae; Streptophyta; Magnoliopsida; Brassicales; Brassicaceae
Source: RefSeq, a predicted model, not a curated record
UUCUCAAAAAGUUAUCAUUUUUGUAAUUAAAAAAAGUUAUCGAUUUGAGUAAGCUCCCUACAGAGAGAGAGAGACGACGUAACCUUCGCCGGAGCCCGGAACCACAAUUCUCUCCGACGUCGGCCUCUUUCGACAGAAAAAAGGGCUGACCCUGAUCGAGUUGAGAUCAUAUUAGAGGAGCCACUGAAGGGUAAAGCUGUAAUGGAAAAGACUAACCUUGAUGGUGCCCGAGAGCUACUUCAUCACGAUCAGAAGUCUGUUCCUCAGACAUUCUCUUCUGCGGCAAACACUGGUGAGAAGAGAAAGAGGGAAGGAUUGGUGAGAAGAGAAGGAGAAAGUUGUAACAUCAGCGAUAAUGAAGAAGUUAUUAUAGUUGGUGAUGCUAAAGCUAUUAAAGAUUUUUAUUUGGAUGGAGGAGAGCAGUCUCAGAGGUAUGUGUUUAGCAAGCGAAAUGCUUUCGAUGUACAAAACGGUUCUUUGGAAAAGGAAGAAGCAGGAGAAGAACCAGACAGAGCAAAGCAGGUUUCAAAUUUUAAUGAUUUUAAUAAGCUGAGGGAAGAAGGCAAAGUUUCAGUUGGCCAGAUCUGGGCUCUUUAUGAUGAUACAGUGGAUGGCAUGCCUAGAUUGUAUGCUCAGAUCAGAAAAAUUUCAGUUCCUGGUUUUGAUGUUAGUGUCACAUGGCUUGAGCCUGAUCCAUAUGAGGAGGAACUAAUACAGAAGUAUGAAAAAGACUUGCCUGUUUCUGUUGGUAGGUUUAAACUUGGGAAAGAUGAGACUAUUAAAGAUCACACAAGGUUCUCUCACGUGGUUCAUUGCAAUGAAGGAACUGGCGCAGGUAAAUUCAGUGUAUACCCAAGAAAAGGAGAGACAUGGGCUUUGUUUAAGGGUCGUCACAAGACUAGCUACAGUUACCGGGACAUAAACUGGUUAGCUGAUCCCAGUUCUCCCAAUAAAUAUCAGUAUGCAUUUGUGGAAAUCGUGUCAGAGGCUACUGUACCAAAUGAACCAGAACCAUCUACUGGAUUCUUGCAUAAAGCAAAAGGCUUUUCAAGUUUGUUCUGUCUCUUUACUGAGGAAAUUGUUACAUCUUACAUUUCUCGUCACUAUGAUUAUCAGUUCUCUCACCAAGUUCCAUCGUUUAAGACGACUGGAGAAGAAGCAGAAGGUGUGCCUCGAGGUGCUUAUGAGCUGGAUCCCGCUGCGUUACCUGCAAAUCUCAAAGAGAUAGACGUCCCUUUGCAUCUACUAGCAGAGCCUACAGAGCCAAAGUCCGAGAAUAAUACACUUUCGCAAUGCGUGCACUUUGCUAGCAAGGGUAGGACUUUUGAAACUGGCCAAAUCUGGGCGUUUUGCGGUGGCGAGGAUUACUUGCCCCGGUACUAUGGCAAGAUUCAGAAAAUCACCUUUAUUCAGGCAUUUGAGCAGGAUCCGGUAGUUAAACUGCAUGUUGGUCGGCUGAAGUCUACAUCAAAUAAAGGCAUCCUCCAAUGGAAUGACAAGAGCAUGCCCAUCGGCUGUGGGAACUUCCGAGCAACAAAAUCUCUCGAAAUAUUCACCGAUCUUGAUGUAUUCUUACGUCAGCUAAGCCUAGACUCAUCCGGAGAUGGAAAUAAUUACAGUAUCAUGCCAAGGACUGGUGAUAUCUGGGUUAUCUACAGAAACUGGAGUAGUGACAUUGAGGUCUCUCAUCUUAAAUCCCAGACUUAUGAUCUUAUAGAAGUUCUUGAUGACAAAGCGGCGGAUUACAAGGUUUUGCUGUUGGCACCUGAUGGUGGCUUUAAGCUAGCUGGCCAUGGAGGUUAUGAUUCAGUAUAUUUGGCUGCUAAAGAACACUGGAUUGAUGGCGCUGAUGUUAGAUUCACAAUCCCGAAAUCCGAACUGCUCAGAUUCUCGCAUCAAGUUCCUACUUUGAAAGUAACAAGAGAGAUACAUGGAGCUUUGCAAGAGGUCUAUGAACCUAAUACUGAUGCACUGCCUGCUAAUUUGAUUGUAUAAUCUCUGGGAGCUGAAACAACAGUGGAUCAAAAGAUUACUCUUUUGCUUACUUUUUGCUUUUUUUUGGGUCCAAAAUCCACUAAGAGUUCUUCAUGGUUUACUAAUCCCUUGAUCUAUUGUAAGUUCUCCAUCUAUGAAAUAGCAGUAUUUGCAGUUUGGUCUGAA